Racocetra persica is the source of this 246-nucleotide messenger RNA. NCBI's taxonomy places the organism in Eukaryota, Fungi, Glomeromycota, Glomeromycetes, Diversisporales, Gigasporaceae. The record is from the annotation of a GenBank genome assembly.
GAAUCACCUGUGAUAGAAAUGCAGAACAAAUAGUUCAAGCAGUAAUAACUACUGAAAGUAAUAUAAUACAAACAUUUAUGAUAUAUAUAUCAACUCAACAAUCUUACUCAGGAUUAUCAAUAAAUGAUAAACUCCAAUACGAUGGAAAAUUUAACUGGAAAAUAACCAGAAUAAUAGAAGAGAUAAAGCGCGCAAGACAAAUAGGAAGUAAAACAUAUGUAUUACACAUAGGUGUAUCAAAUACAG